Phyllostomus discolor (pale spear-nosed bat) is the source of this 1323-nucleotide messenger RNA. RefSeq names its product centromere protein O (gene CENPO). The record is from RefSeq and is a predicted model, not a curated record. Bases 233 to 1114 code for a protein of 293 amino acids. Lineage: Eukaryota; Metazoa; Chordata; Mammalia; Chiroptera; Phyllostomidae. Gene Ontology annotation, cellular component: Mis6-Sim4 complex; kinetochore. The transcript has 7 exons.
GGAAAUCAGACUCACUGAGGGUCAGUACGGUGUCCAGGGUGGAAGGCUAAACAGCCUCUUGCAGCUCCUUCCGUUUGGAAGGCAACUCGGCCGAACCGGUGGGGCGGUGCCUUGGGCAGCGCGCAGGGCCGGCCAGGGGGACGUGGACACCCCCGGGGAAAGGGCAGGUCCGCAAGGAAAUCUGGGUGCCUGGGCAGCUUCCUAGGAAGGCUCUUGAGAAUCUGAGGAGGAGAUGGACCUGGCGAAUACUUCAAGUCAAGAGGGCGAGCCCAAAGGAGGUGUUCUAGCUCACUUGGAAAGACUAGAAGCUAGGUCCCGUAAAAAAUUCGAAGAGCCACAGGGCACACCGGCAGCGGAAAGUGCUCUGAGGAGCAAGAUCCUGCAGCUGAGACGCCUGCGAGACCAGCUGAGGGCUGCAGUGGAGCGGCAUGGGGCCAGAGUGGAAGCCAGUGCAGAACCGGACCAGGCACUGCAGGACAGCGAGCAGGCUUUGGAGAGAAAGCGGGAGGACGUGAAAGCCAUUCUGCAAGCAUACCGUUUUACAGGGCUCAGCGGGAAGCUGACGAGCCGGGGCGUCUGUGUGUGCAUCCAGACUGCUUUCCAGGGGAACCUGCUGGAUUCCUACUUCGUGGACCUCGUCAUACAGAAACCGCUUCGGAUACAUCACCAUUCCGUCCCGGUCUUCAUUCCCCUGGAGGAGAUAGCCGCCAAGUCCUUGCAGACUGACCUUCGGCACUUCCUGUUCAGUCUCUGCGAACACCUGAACGCUUACGCGGGGAGGAAGUACCAGGCAGAUCGACUGCAGAGUGACUUUGCAGCCUUCCUGGCGGGGCCCUUGCAGAGAAACGCUCUGUGCAAUCUGCUGUCGUUCACUUACAAAGCGGAGCCGGGGGGCCAGGCCUUCCCAUUCUGUGCCAGGCUGCUCUACAAGGACCUCACGGUAACCCUCCCAACGGACGUCAGCGUUACGUAUGAAGGGACAGACACGCCGUCCCCCUCGUGGGAGGAGCAGCGGGCCAGCCACGAGCACCUGCUCCGCACGAAGCCGCUGCAUCACGUGUUUGCCGCGUUUGCACGGGGAGAAGAAAGGCUGGAGCUGAGGCUGGCCUACUAGGGUGUCGCACUGAGAACACGUUGGAGGUGAGCGAACCACCACCGCACACAGCCCCGGGCGGGAUCACGGGACUGAAAACUGUCGGGGGGCUGACUCCUUGCCCAGGGACGUCCUCUCGAGGAACACAGACAGCCCCCUCACCGGGACGAUGGAGGGGCAUGUCUGGGGCCACAGACAUGGGCAUUUGACUGGUCUCCCUGCUGGCCGCU